UGUUCAGUUUUUCAGGCUUAAGGAUCUGCCGGCUCCGCCCGUUGUCGGAGGGCAACUGAUCCCAGUCCUGCUGGUUGUAGCGGGGGCUGUGGGAGUUACUGAGCUCUCGCUGUAUUGCAUCUCUCUCCCUUUCUGGGUACUGAUCAACAUUCGUGUUGGAGUUAAAAAGCUGGUUGGGAAGGUUUUACUAAUCGCGACAUCGGAAAAGUGCGGGGUUGAAUUUAUGCUAACGAGGUCGAUCAUUAACCCCACUUUAAUGUAUAUUUUCAAGAGUGAUGUGCGCCUAAUUAAGUCACAUUUAAACUAAAAGUAAGAGCAUUUCGCUUCAAAUAAGUGAGAAUUGUCGGGUCUGUUUUAAUUGGAAGAGUACUGGCUGGAAACGUACCGACCGUAUAUGCUCGUUUAAAAUGUAAUUCUUAAUAUGCAUUGGAAAAGCUGAGAGCACACGAAAGCAUUUGGAGAGAGACUUGUCUUCUGGGGAAUUUUUCUACGAGGGUGUUGUUAACGUGCCAUCAUUUCCACUCAUGUCAGUAGACUGAAGGAGACAAUUGGCACAAAUGCUGAAGGUCAUAUGAAAACAACACUAGCCGUGAUGGGAAUACAACCUAAUUUAUAAAACCAUAAACUGCAAAAUAAAAGUGUGCGUUCAAAUAUUGCAAAUGUAAUUUGCAAAUUAAUACAAAUAUGUUGAAUUAACACAAAAGCAUGUAAACUGCAACACAGUUCAGUUAACAAAGACUGACCUGUUUCCUCUUUUAAGCUGUUUCAUUAGUAACUUUAAACUGAGAUGUUAAGUAUGUUGAGUUACACGAAAGCUAGAAACAGAAUAGAGUAAUGGAAGUCAUUUUCCAUUUUAACUUCAUAACCAAUCAGUCCCUUGAGAGUUAUUUCUGAAUUAUCGUUGUAUAAUUCCAUGGUAGCACUGUCAUCAACCAUGUGCUAUCAACAUGAUAACUGGUGUUGCAGAUUAUCAAGAAAGCUCACCAGCAGUACAUUUGCAACAGGAUGAAAAAAAUGUAAAUGCAAAUAACUUUCCCCAGAACAUGGCAGAAUGCUUCAUGAAACUGAACAGCAUAAAUGGAAAUGUGGAAAUUUCUAUUCCUUUGGACGAUUGUGGAUUAGAUGUCAGAAAUCCAUCUAUGAACCAGAAUUCUAUGGAGGAACAAGAUCCUGGUGAAAUUGACAAAAUCCGAAGAGAGAGAACUGUACUGGAAACUCAUAGAUCUUUCAACUUAGAAGCAUUAGAUCCCAGUGAUUCAAUUAAUGCCAGCUUAGCAGGCUACAUGGAGGAUCCUGUUAGCAACAUGAAGCAUAUCUUAAAUGGAGCUGAGUUAGUGAGUGUGAGAGAGGGUUUACAGCUUAAUGCUUCAACAAACACCUCAAAAAACGAAGAAAGCAAUGAGUUAUGGAGUGACUUUGCAGGUUAUGGUAAAGCAUCUCAGUUUUGUGGUACAUUUCAUGAAUUGUCUUUGAGGGAAAAGGAUGAUUUUGCUGAGAAGAGUUUCCAAAAACAAAGCUCCAAAAGUCUUAAUGGCACCUUCAUGAAUCAUCACUUUCCAAUCCAACGCCAUAAAUCCACAAAUGGCAAAUGUGACAAUGAAUUGAAAGCCUCUGUUUCAAUUAUCGAUGCUUGUGCUCCAAAGUUCAACAUGUUAAAAUUAAACUUUUCUGGGAAUGCUGAAGGAGAACUACUUAGAGGCCACAAUCCAGGCCAAUCUGCAGCUUUUGUUGAUGACAGUUUCAUUGAUUCUGCAGUGAAUUGGACAACAUUUGAAAGUAAUGGCCAGUUAGAUAAUGACACACUUCAGAUUGACUGUAGUGAAACUGAAUUUUCAGACUUUGGUGCAACUGGAGCAUUGUGCCCUACGAGCUCUCCAUUUUCAGAAAACCAGGAGAUUGUCUCUGCAGGUUCAGCUCUGAAGGCUGAUACAAGGAAUCUCUUGGAGAAGGUUUUUCAGAACUCCUUUCCAUCUGAACCGAUGAAACAUUCCUUUGAAGACAUCCCAACACUUCUCAAGAUACAUGGAGAAGAAAGUGAUGCCAUUAAAGCAAAGACAAGUCCUGAAUUUCCAAGUGCCUGGGAAGUCCUUCAAGAUUUAAAUAAAGUGUCCUCAAGAUCCAGCUGGAAUGUAUCGCACACUCGACAGAAGCUCCUUUCUACACUGGGAAUUGACCAAAAUCAAAAGGACAUUGGGCAAGGUGACAUCUGGUUUCUAGAGGACAGGAUGGGCUGCCGUUCAGACCUGGAAAUGCUUAGUGCACUGCCAAAAGUUACUACUGUGACUGAAAAUGGCACCAAGACACUAAUCCAAACCAGGAUCCCCGUAACUCCUUUUCCAAGAACUGGCCGAAGCUUUACACAUCGGCUAGAAACUGUGUUUAUUCAGUGGUUACAGGUGAAUGGAAAUAGAGUCCGAGAUGUCCCAAGGAUCAAGAGAAAUUCAUUGUUGUUGUGAUACACAAUUUAAAAUGUUCAUAUUUUGUGCUUUUCCCUCAAAUUCUUUACUAACACCAAUUUGUUUCAAACGAUUUUUCUAAAUUUUUAACUUUUUACAUGGUAUGAUCAUUCAGCAUCACAUUUAAAUUCAGUACACUUAAUAUUUCAAAAUUUACCAGAAUUUAGUUACAGCACAGGUAUUUUAAAGCAAGUAUAAUUUACAAUCAUACGUGCAUACAAAUUAGGUGCGAGAGUAGGCCAUUCAGCCCCUUGAGCAUGCUCCACCAUUCAAUGAUAUCACGGCUGAUCUGAUUGUGGCCUCAAGUCCACAUCUGCCUACCCCCAACAACCUUUGAAUUUAACAGAUUGCCUAAAAUAUUUAAUUUUUAAAAAAUCUUUCAUUCUCGGGAUGUUGAUAUCACUUGCGUGGCUGCCCUUUAUUGCCCAUCCCUAACUGCUCUGAGGAGGUUGGGGACCCUUUUCUUGAACCAUGAAGUAGUUUUAUACUACUGACCAACUUUCAAGGUCACCCCUAAGGAUAGCUAAUUGUUAACAUUGAUAUGGGACUGGAAUCACAACACAGGCCAGCUUCCCUUCCCUUGGUGAAUUGGUUGGGGUUUUCCCAACAAUCGAACAGCUGAAUGGUCGCUUUUAUUGAUAUUUAUUUCCAGAUAUUUAAAAACUGAAUUCAAAUUUUCAGCUGCCACGGUGGCAUUUGAACUUAUUUUUGCUGAGUUAUUCAUUCAGUUUCUGUAUAUGUAGUUUAAUAACAUAGCCAUUACACUGCUGUACCCCCAUAAUAUUUUGGGGAUACAUUUAAAAUGUGACUACUCCUUCACAAUUUUAAUGUGGAGACUGUACUGCUACUUUAUCAAUGCAAAGUGAUUUUAGUGCAUAUCAAUGCAAAAUUAGAAGUAUAACUCAGGAGAAUACCCAGCAAAAUAAAACUAUGAGGUAUGAGGCUCCCUCUGUGGAAGAUGACUCUUCAAGGGUUUGAGUUUUUACAGUGUGGUACACCUCCAGUCUUAAUGGACCAAAGUGCAGUUUCAUUCCUUUAUCUGCAUCGAUCUUAUGUGGCUGCUUCAAAAUAUAAGAGCUUCAAGCAGAGAAUGCUUGCAGGUAUUUCCUAUAUUUUGGUCUGUGUUACUGCUGUACUAAUAAAAGUUUAUAAUCACAAUGAUCAUCAUGUAAUGUCACUUGGUGCAAUAGAAAUAAAAUCACGAGUGCUGAUCUA
Carcharodon carcharias (great white shark) is the source of this 3671-nucleotide messenger RNA. RefSeq lists its product as uncharacterized. The record is from RefSeq and is a predicted model, not a curated record. The transcript has 6 exons. NCBI's taxonomy places the organism in Eukaryota, Metazoa, Chordata, Chondrichthyes, Lamniformes, Lamnidae. The coding region runs from base 948 to 2456 and encodes 502 amino acids.